Messenger RNA from Grammomys surdaster, 1631 nucleotides. RefSeq names its product transmembrane protein 106C (gene Tmem106c). The transcript has 8 exons. The record is from RefSeq and is a predicted model, not a curated record. Bases 279 to 1064 code for a protein of 261 amino acids. Lineage: Eukaryota; Metazoa; Chordata; Mammalia; Rodentia; Muridae.
UCUGCGCCUGCGCACGGGCGGAGGCGCGCUGAGGACUCGCUGGAGCUGGCAGGUGGCGGGAGGAGUGGUCCCGGGAGGAAGUGCCAGGAGUUGGUGCGCCACAGGUCGGGGGCGCCCGCGUUCCCUGGGCCUCGGAGGCCUGGACGCGUUCGGGACGUGGCUUUUUGCGGGGGCGUGACCUGAGCUCCGCUCCUCGGCUGGGAGUGGAGGAGAAUGGGGAUCGCCGAGGCCUUUAAUUAAUUGGGUGCCUGUUGUUUGUUUGCCCGAGGAGAUGACACAUGGGGUCUCAGCACUCCUCCUCUGCCCUCACGUUUUGUCAACGAAAGAAGGAUGACAACCCGGAGGACUUGCUGGCUGGUAGAGAUCAGGAGGAAGCCAUCGCUCAGUUCCCCUAUGUGGAGUUCACUGGGAGAAAUAGCAUCACCUGUCACACCUGCCAGGGAGCAGGCUACAUCCCAGCAGAGCAAGUCAGUGAGUUGGUGGCUUUGAUCCCCCACAGUGACCAGAGGUUACGUCCUCGGAGAACGAAACAGUAUGUCUUCCUGUCGGUCCUGCUGUGUCUCCUGGCAUCUGGCUUGGUGUUCUUCUUUCUGUUUCCGCACUCGGUCCUUGUGGAUGAUAAUGGCAUCAAAGUGGUGAAAGUCACGUUUAAUAAGCAGGACUCCCUUGUGGUCCUCGAUGUCACGGCCACCCUGAAGGUCAGGAACUCCAACUUUUAUCCCGUGGCUGUGACCAACCUGUUCAGCCAGGUUCAGUACAUGAAUGCUGUGGUGGGAUCCUACACGACCACGAACGUCUCACUGAUUCCCCCUCGGAGUGAGCACCUGGUGAAUUUUACGGUGAAGGCCGAGGUGGGAGGACCAUCUUCCUAUGUGUACUUCUAUUGCACGCUCCCUGCCAUCCUGGUACACAACAUUGUGAUCUUCAUGAGGACUUCUGUGAAGAUUUCAUACAUUGGCCACAUAUCCCAGAGUACCCUGGAGACACAACACUAUGUGGAUUGUGGGGAGAAUUCCACAGCUGUUCAGAGCCUGCUCUUGGUUCCCCGGGGGCCACCCCUGUAGAAUGAAGUCUAGCAUCUGUCCCUGUGGCUGGCCCAGCAUCUGUAUGGUGUAAGUGGAGGAAGAGGAGGCUGCUCUCUCAACCCACAGGAAACAUCUUCCCGCACUUAGGGGAAAGACGCCUUUCUAACAAAACCACUCAUCGCCCAGUGCCUAGUCUGUGCCUAGCAAGUAGUUAGCACUCAACCUCAGGUUGGAGAAUUGGAUUCAGAUACUUUGGCUGCUCUUGAGCCGUUAUAAUUUGAGAUGAACCAGGGUUCCAGGUUUUCAGAGCAGAGUAACGUAAGGUAUGAUGCUAGUGCAGCUACACACGUGUGGGUGUGAGAAGCACCCGCAGGUCAGGGUGUCCAGGACACCCGUGACGAGCCCCUCAGUGCCUGCCUUUGCCUCUGUUCCCUGAUAUCCCCACCCCCGGCUUCCCGGAAAGGUUUUGGCAUCUCUUUUCCUUCCGCAUACAAAGUGAUUACAGUUUCCCUCCAAGGGUCUAUUGACGGACUUGACAGACCUUUGAUCCACUGGCUGGAUAUAGAUUGGGAAUUUGAUAGAAUAAUAAACCCUGCUUUUGAUUGA